Messenger RNA from Osmia bicornis bicornis, 735 nucleotides. Its product is annotated as protein PBDC1. Bases 83 to 589 code for a protein of 168 amino acids. The transcript is spliced from 5 exons. The record is from RefSeq and is a predicted model, not a curated record. Lineage: Eukaryota; Metazoa; Arthropoda; Insecta; Hymenoptera; Megachilidae. Gene Ontology annotation, cellular component: cytoplasm.
AAUGUUAUACGUUCCUUUGAUGUCACUAAAACAUAAGCAUUUAUAAAAAAUGUAAUAAAAUUUUGAUUCAAUUAAGUAAAAGAUGGCACGCAUCGGGGAUGUUACUGCAGAUCAGCUGAUAGCUGGUUCCAGUCUAUUAUCCAGACCAGCAGAAGAAUUUGACAAUGAUCCUUCAGUGGAAGCCAUGUGGGCAAUAAAAACCAUAGAACAUGCUACAGUUUAUUUCAAUAUUUUAUGUUCAGUUGAUCCCAAGUUUUUGAAACUUACCCCUAAUGAUGAUCAGAUCUACAAAACCUUUAGGGAAGUUUUCCCUGACCUCAAAGUGGAUAAAAUAAAUGAGGAUGAAUUAAAGUCAUCAGAGGGAAAGAUGAAAUGGAGACCAUUUUGUGAACAGUUCAAAGGAGUUGUAGAAGAUCAUAGCUUUGGUACACUGUUGAGAGCAGACUGUGAAGGAGAUUAUUCUGAAGAGAACAGUAUACUUACAACUAGAAUACAAUUUUAUGCCAUUGAACUUGCCAGAAAUAGAGAAGGUUAUAAUGAUGGUAUUAGAAAAAAGUACAAACCGAAACGGACUACCGAGGAGUCAUAGAAUCGUAACCAUUAUAAUAACCAGAUAUUACAUGUUAAAAACUCAUUUGAAUAGGAUAUUAUUUUUCAUAUACAAUUUUGUACAAUUUAAAUGUAUCAAAGCUUAUGAAGUUAAACAUUUUACCAGACUGUUAUUUAUAAUAAGCA